This is a messenger RNA of Trichosurus vulpecula (common brushtail), 3636 nucleotides long. It is a transcript of the gene ERN2, whose product is annotated as endoplasmic reticulum to nucleus signaling 2. The record is from RefSeq and is a predicted model, not a curated record. Gene Ontology annotation, cellular component: IRE1-TRAF2-ASK1 complex. Gene Ontology annotation, biological process: intrinsic apoptotic signaling pathway in response to endoplasmic reticulum stress; mRNA processing; IRE1-mediated unfolded protein response. The coding region runs from base 21 to 2879 and encodes 952 amino acids. Gene Ontology annotation, molecular function: RNA endonuclease activity; ATP binding; protein serine/threonine kinase activity. NCBI's taxonomy places the organism in Eukaryota, Metazoa, Chordata, Mammalia, Diprotodontia, Phalangeridae. The transcript has 22 exons.
CACCCGCUGUGCCCAACGCGAUGGAGAGGGCUGGCCUCCCGCUCUGCCUCCUGGCACUGCUCUGGCUGUGCCUACAGCAGGGAAGGACAGGAGGCACCCCUGAAGCCCUGCUUUUCAUAUCCACUCUGGAUGGGAGUCUGCACGCUGUUAGCAAGAAGACAGGGGACAUCCAAUGGACCCUGAAGGAUGAUCCUAUCAUCCAGGGGCCUGUGUACGCCACAGAACCAGCCUUCCUCCCUGACCCUAGUGAUGGCAGCUUGUACAUCUUAGGAGAGGAGAGCAAACAGGGCCUCAUGAAACUCCCAUUCACCAUCCCAGAGCUGGUACAUGCCUCCCCCUGCCGCAGCUCAGAUGGUGUCUUCUACACAGGAAGGAAGCAGGAUACAUGGUUCAUGGUGGACCCCAAGUCAGGCAAGAAACAGACCAUGCUGUCCACGGAGGCGUGGGACAGGCUGUACCCCUCAGCCCCUCUUCUAUACAUUGGCCGCACACAGUACACGGUCACUAUGUAUGACCCCAGGUCCCAGGUCCUUCAAUGGAACACCACCUUCAGAGGCUACUCUGCACCCCUCCUAGACCACUUGCCUGGCUACCAGGCGGGCCAUUUUGCCUCCAGUGGGGAGGGCCUGGUGGUUACCGUGGACAAGGAGAAUGGAGCAGUUCUGUGGACACAAGACUAUGGCUCACCUGUAGCGGGUAUUUAUGCCUGGCACCAAGACAGUCUACACCGGCUACCCCACCUCACUAUGGCCCUGGACACGCUGCGCUUCCUCACCCUUCGCUCCAACCAUAUCCACCUGAGGCGCUGGGCCCAGCCCUCUGGAACAGCAAGCAGGGACUUCUCUACUUCCGAGACUCAGUUGCUGCUAACACUGUACGUGGGGAAGCAUGCAGCCAGUUUCUAUGCCUUCAGUGCUCUGGUCCACGCGGGUGUGGCACUGGUGCCCCGGGGAGUCAUCCUGGCCCCAGCAAAAGGACCCACCACGGAGGGGGUGACUCUGAGUGACUCAGGAGAGCGGGAGGUCACGCCUAGCACAGAUGUCAGAUACCCUCCUGGCAGUAUAACUGCUCUCCACAGCUCAUGGCUACUCAUUGGACACCAUGAGCUUCCCCCUGUUCUACACACCACCAUGCUGAGGGUCUUCCCCACCUCGGGCUCCAGGACUAUGGCUAAGAUCAGCCCCUCAGAGAGUGCCUCAUCCCGUACCCUCUUCCAAGAGUUUUUUAGCAUGAGCCGGGAGGUGGCAUGGGGUCCAGAGAGGCUGCCAGGGCCCCAGACUGAGGAGGGACCCCAAGAUCUGUACCCAGGGUCUGGGUCUCAAGACAUUCUGGUAGCUGGUCUCACCACCCUCCUGCUCGGUGGCUGGAUCAUCUUUCUUCUUCAUCAGUGCAUACAAGAGAAACGUCAUGGUCCACUGGGGAUUCCAAACCCCUGCCCUUCCCAGGACCCACUCCCUCUACCCCUGGGGGCAGCCUUGAACAACCAAGGGACCCCUUGGAGAUCUACUGCCAUCUCUCCAUCCUCCCCUGAUCCCACAGACCCCACUGGCAGGGUCCAUUCCAUCCAGAGUGCCCCAGAACCUGGAGACACCGAAGCCCCAGAUGAAGAGCUCACUGUGGUGGGAAAGAUUUCCUUCAACCCUAAAGAUGUACUGGGCCGUGGCACAGGUGGCACCUUUGUGUUCAGGGGCCAGUUCGAAGGGCGAGCAGUAGCUGUAAAGCGGCUGCUUCGGGAAUGUUUCAGCCUCGUGCAUCGGGAGGUGCAGCUGCUCCAGGAGUCGGACUCACACCCCAGCGUGUUGCGUUACUUCUGCACCGAGCGGGGACCCCAGUUCCAUUAUAUCGCUUUGGAGCUCUGCACGGCCACCCUGAAGGAGUAUGUUGAAAAUCCUGCCCUAGAUCGCUUAGGCCUUGAGCCAGUGGCCCUGUUAUACCAGCUGACAUCCGGCUUGGUCCACCUACACUCUCUGAACAUAGUGCACCGAGACUUGAAGCCCUGUAACAUCCUCAUCGCAGGACCUGACAGCCAGGGCCGGGGUCGAGCCGUCCUCUCUGACUUUGGCCUCUGCAAGAAGCUGCCCGCUGGACGACAAACCUUCAGUCUCUGCUCUGGCAUCCCAGGCACUGAGGGCUGGAUUGCCCCAGAGCUCCUACAGGAUGAACCCCCAGAAAGUCCUACCUGUGCCGUGGACAUCUUCUCAGCAGGCUUGGUGUUUUACUACGUUCUGUCAGAUGGAGGACACCCAUUUGGGGACAGCCUGCAUCGACAGGCCAACAUCCUUGCUGGGGCUGCUCACAUGGACCACUUUGAGGAGGAGACACAUGAAAAGGUAAUUGCCAAAGACCUGGUGGAGGCCAUGUUGAGCCCUCAACCCCAGCUUCGACCUUCAGCACAAUUCGUGCUGGCUCAUCCCUUCUUUUGGAGCAGAGCCAAGGAGCUUCAAUUCUUCCAGGAUGUCAGUGACCGAGUGGAGAAGGAGGCUGCGGAGGGGACUUUGAUGACAGCUCUGGAAGCAGGAGGCAAGAUCGUGGUCAGACAAAACUGGUACAGUCACAUCUCUGGACCACUGCAGUCAGACCUGAGAAAGUUCCGAUCAUAUAAAGGGACAUCUGUUCGUGAUCUUUUGCGGGCCAUGAGAAACAAGAGGCACCACUACCAGGAGCUGUCCACGGAGGUGAGGCAGGCACUUGGCCAGGUGCCUGAGGAGUUUGUCCAAUACUUCACUUCCCGCUUUCCCCAGCUCCUCCUGCACACACACAAGGCCAUGGGCAGCUGUGCAUCAGAGAGUCUUUUCCAGCCCUACUAUAGGACAGAGGGCAUGGGGGAUGAAAAAGAAAAUGCCCCAGACUGCAGAGGAAGCAGCCGAGUGAGGCCCUGAUGAGAUCAGCCUUGUGAAGAACAUCUGCCAAGGAAGGGGAUGGGAUGAAAGGAGCACACCAGCAUGUGGCCCAACAGCUACCACACCAAGGCACUAAAUCCCUCUAGUUCUGGGGGUUUCUCCCAGAUUCAAAAUGCAAGGGCUUCCCUCAGGUUGGCCUGGGGGAUUCCUCAUUUGUCUCUUCCUAGCUGAGUUGUAUCUUCCUCUCAGCUGCAGCACACUGCCAGAUAGCCCCUUCAUAACUAUAAGUGAAUUCUCAUUUGAACUUUACAAGACCAUUGUGAGGUAAGGACUACAUACCAGAACGAGCACCCCUAUUUUGUAAAUUAGAAGCUAAGGCUCAAAAAGGUACAGUUUAUGUGACAGGACUUAAAGAAUUUGGAUCUUCCCUACUCUCUUAUAUGCCAUCUUGCCUCUCAAGUCUCCGCUCCCAUAGUCAGGGAGGAAGAGGUAUUGAGAGUUGGUCUGUCAUGGAUAUCCUUAGUCCAGAUUCCGUACUCUCCACUUCUGGUCUGGUACAAUCAUCAGAGACUGGGGUCCAGCUACAAAUAAAACCCUCCCCCACAGCCUGGCCCAUGAUGUGGAGUGACUACAGGGGAAGAAGCAGGACAUGGACAGGACUGAAUGAGGGCAUACACACAUGGAUGAACCCACUGGACUCAGUCACAUGAUGCUGUCCACAGUGAGAGCUCCCUAGGCUCACCUUCCCCCCCACCCACACAAACACACAUCCUCAGGGACAGCCCUAAUACCCCAA